Molecule: messenger RNA, 645 nt
Organism: Mandrillus leucophaeus (drill)
Lineage: Eukaryota; Metazoa; Chordata; Mammalia; Primates; Cercopithecidae
Gene: HCST
Product: hematopoietic cell signal transducer
Exons: 3
Coding region: 40-324 (94 amino acids)
Biological process (GO): regulation of immune response; positive regulation of phosphatidylinositol 3-kinase/protein kinase B signal transduction
Cellular component (GO): membrane
Molecular function (GO): signaling receptor binding; phosphatidylinositol 3-kinase binding
Source: RefSeq, a predicted model, not a curated record
ACAGUCCUCUACCAGACCCCUGCCAGACCCCAGCCCACCAUGAUCCAUCCGGGUCACAUCCUCUUCCUGCUUUUGCUCCCAGUGGCUGCAGCUCAGACGACCCCAGGUGAGAGAUCACUCCUUGCUUUUUACCCUGGCACUUCAGGCUCCUGUUCCGGAUGUGGGUCCCUCUCUCUGCCGCUCCUGGCAGGCCUCGUGGCGGCGGAUGCGGUGGCGUCGCUGCUCAUCGUGGGGGCGGUGUUCCUGUGCGCACGCCCACGCCGCAGCCCCGCCCAAGGUAAGGGCAGGGAUGGGCGGGGCCUGGAGGGUGCAUGGUGUCCCUAGGGAGGGGGUCCCAGGGAGGGGGCCCUUGGGGAAGCCCUGGAGGAGGUGCUGGGGAAACCCUGGGGGAGGUGCCCGGGGGAACCCCUGAGGAAACCCCUGAAGCAGGGGGUCCCCAGGGAAGUGGAGAUGUGGGUGGUCAGGCUUCAUGCUUUCUUUCCCUACCCCCAGAAGAUGGCAAAGUCUACAUCAACAUGCCGGGCAGGGGCUGACCCUCCUGCACCUUGGACCUUUGACUUCCGACCCUCUCAUCCUGGAUGAUGUGUGGUGCCGCAGGAACCCCCUGCCCAAACUUUUGGAUUGUAAUAAAACAAUUGAAACACC